GGUCAGUGACAAAUUUACUGAAACAUAUUUCAAUCCAGAAGAAUAAUUUCUAAAAUGUUGUCUGUUGCUCGUCAAGUUUCCAGAUCUUUUGCGGCCGGCUCAUCUAGGUUAAGCGGUGUAUCUCAAUGCAGCCCGGUUCAAGCUAGUUUACUAGCAAGCAAAUACGAUGUUCAACAGUACAGAUACAAAUCAGAUGGUGUUAAAGGAGCUGUUAUCGGUGUAGAUCUUGGAACAACUAACAGCUGUGUCGCUGUUAUGGAAGGAAAGGCUGCUAAGGUUAUCGAGAACGCUGAGGGCGCCCGUACUACCCCCUCCGUUGUCGCAUUUACCUCCGACGGCGAGAGAUUGGUGGGCAUGCCCGCUAAGAGACAAGCUGUCACCAACUCUGCAAACACCUUUUAUGCUACUAAGCGUCUCAUUGGUCGCAGAUUUGAUGACCCUGAAGUUCAGAAGGAUAUGAAGAUGGUUUCUUACAAAAUUUGCAAGGCUAGCAACGGUGAUGCAUGGGUUUCAUCAACUGAUGGCAAAGUUUAUUCUCCUUCUCAGAUCGGAGCUUUCACACUCAUGAAGAUGAAGGAAACCGCUGAAGGAUACCUUGGUACCAGUGUAAAGAAUGCAGUUAUUACUGUACCAGCAUACUUCAAUGAUUCUCAGAGACAAGCCACUAAGGAUGCUGGACAGAUUGCUGGAUUAAAUGUUCUCCGUGUUAUUAACGAACCCACCGCUGCUGCCCUCGCCUACGGAAUGGAUAAGACUGAUGAUAAGGUUAUCGCUGUAUUUGAUCUUGGAGGCGGUACCUUUGAUAUCUCUAUACUGGAGAUCCAGAAGGGUGUGUUCGAGGUGAAAUCCACGAACGGAAACACAUUCCUCGGCGGAGAGGAUUUUGACAACCAUCUGCUGACUUACCUCAUCGGAGAGUUCAGGAAGGAACAGGGGAUUGAUCUAACCAAGGAUGCUAUGGCUCUACAGAGAGUAAGAGAGGCUGCUGAGAAAGCUAAGGUUGAGCUCUCCUCUGCCAUGCAAACUGACAUUAACCUACCCUACCUAACCAUGGACGCGUCAGGACCUAAACACAUGAACAUGAAACUGAGCAGGUCUAAGUUCGAACAGAUCGUCGGAGAUCUCAUUAAAAAGACUGUCGAUCCAUGCAUGAAGGCUAUGAAGGAUGCCGAAUGUUCCAAAUCUGACAUUGGAGAAGUCAUUCUUGUAGGAGGUAUGAUUUUAGGUGGUGUACUAGCUGGAGAUGUUACUGAUGUUCUUCUCCUUGAUGUUACCCCUCUCUCCCUCGGCAUUGAGACUCUUGGAGGAGUCUUCACCAAGCUGAUUAACAGAAAUACCACAAUCCCAACAAAGAAAUCUCAGGUAUUCAGUACUGCAGCCGAUGGACAGACCCAGGUUGAGAUCAAGGUUCAUCAAGGAGAACGAGAAAUGGCAAGAGAUAACAAAAUUCUAGGACAAUUCCAGUUGGUUGGUAUCCCCCCUGCACCAAGAGGAGUUCCACAGAUCGAAGUUACUUUUGAUAUUGAUGCUAACGGUAUCGUUAACGUGCACGCCAGGGACAAGGGAACCGGUAAGGAACAGCAGAUCGUUAUCCAGAGCUCCGGAGGACUCAGCAAGGACGAGAUCGAGAACAUGGUAAAGGAGGCCGAGGCCAACGCCGCCACCGACAAGGUGAACAGGGAGCGUGUGGAGGCCAUCAACCAGGCCGAAGGUGUCCUCCAUGACACUGACUCUAAGAUGGAUGAGUUCAAAGAUCAGCUGCCAAGCGAGGAUGUUUCAAAGAUGAAGGAGAAGAUCGCUGAGGUUCGUGAGAAACUAGCAAACAAGGAGACAAUGGAGCCCGAGGCCAUUAAGGAGGCUGUCAACGACCUCCAACAAUCUAGUCUAAAGUUGUUCGAGAUGGCCUACAAAAAGAUGGCCGCCGAUAACGCCGGAAACCAAUCCUCAUCAACCUCUGACGAUGACAAAAAGAAGGAGGACAAGAACUAAUCUAUUAACCAGAAAAUAGCAAAUCCGCGGAAAAUAUUUGGUGGAUUUUGCACCGCCAUUUUGUUUCCUCAAAAUCUACGAACCUUCACUCUGUAAAGAAAUCUUCGUGUGUAAACAAAAGUAGUUAAUGUAAUUUUUUUACAUUACUUUGUUGUAGUUUGAUGAACUCUAAGAGGGCAUUUUCAAAGCUGUGAUGUAUUGUAUGGCCACCUUUUUAGAGACUCGAGUCCAUUUUCGAUAUAUUCUUUCCCGGGAAAAUAUUAAAUAAAUUUUAGAAUUUAAAAUUUAUAUUUUUUCCUUUUCAGAAA
Molecule: messenger RNA, 2297 nt
Organism: Eurytemora carolleeae
Lineage: Eukaryota; Metazoa; Arthropoda; Copepoda; Calanoida; Temoridae
Gene: Hsc70-5
Product: heat shock 70 kDa protein cognate 5
Exons: 18
Coding region: 55-1989 (644 amino acids)
Biological process (GO): cellular response to unfolded protein; protein refolding
Cellular component (GO): cytoplasm; mitochondrion
Molecular function (GO): heat shock protein binding; ATP binding; ATP-dependent protein folding chaperone
Source: RefSeq, a predicted model, not a curated record